Messenger RNA from Glossina fuscipes, 1003 nucleotides. It is a transcript of the gene Pfdn6, whose product is annotated as probable prefoldin subunit 6. The transcript is spliced from 2 exons. Gene Ontology annotation, biological process: chaperone-mediated protein complex assembly; protein folding. Gene Ontology annotation, molecular function: protein-folding chaperone binding. Gene Ontology annotation, cellular component: prefoldin complex; cytoplasm. NCBI's taxonomy places the organism in Eukaryota, Metazoa, Arthropoda, Insecta, Diptera, Glossinidae. The record is from RefSeq and is a predicted model, not a curated record. Bases 349 to 726 code for a protein of 125 amino acids.
UUUUUGGGUUGAUAUUUAUUUAACGAAACAAUAGAACAUUGCAGGAACUUCGUUUCUUGUUACAUUUUUAAUCAAAUAUUAAUUCUGAAGCAACGUUAAAAAAAAACGUUCUAAUUUUCAUGUAAAAUUUGUUUUCUGUGUUAAAAUCAAAUUUAUUGAAGUCACUGCGAACAUCAUCUGAUUGUCUUAUUAAUCGAAACAAUACACUCUGUUAUACUUAUGUAUGGCUUGCAUUUCACAAAAUACUACACAUGUUAACAACCUUGUAUGUAGUCUAAAAAAAUUUGUUCCUUUGUUUGGCUGCAUAUGAGAGAACAUUAAAUAAAUUUAGUUUAACUAUUCAAAAAAAUGGAGAAAAAUAGUGCAACUUUAGUGAAAAAGCUACAAUCGGAAUUAGAAGCCUAUCAAAACUUACAGAAAUCAUUUGGCAAACUAAUGAAACAGCGCACCAUUCUAGAAGGACAGUUGAAUGAAAACAAAAUCGUCUUCGAAGAAUUAAAACUGCUGGGUCCAGAAAAUAAGGUUUAUAAACUUUAUGGGCCGGCAUUGGUGAAACAAGAUUUAGAAGAGUCGCGUCAAAACGUGGGCAAACGAAUUGAAUACAUCUCGAAGGAACUUAAAAGAUUCAACGAAACGCUAGAAGGUUUAGAAAAAGAUAUGGUUAAACAUCGGGAAGCAGUACAAAAACUACAACAACAAUAUCAAGUUGUGGCAGCCAUGAAAUAAUGUAAAGUAAUAGAAGGAAAUGUUCAAUCCAUUUAUAGAAUCAUUUAAUUAAAAAUCUAUAAAGAACCUUGUCUAACCACAUAACCUCAAUAACUAAUAAUUGAAUAUGUUUUAAAAAAUUGUUUGUUACCUUUUGAGGAUUUCUUCAGUUGAUAGCAGAUAAGAAUCGCAAAAAGAUAUCCAAAAAUUUCACAUUCAGGUACAAAUAAUUUUUCGCAACAGUAAACAAAAUAUAUUUUAUGCGAUGGAAAGGGACAACAUAAAAAUAUCGAAAAAA